This is a messenger RNA of Aureococcus anophagefferens, 507 nucleotides long. RefSeq lists its product as hypothetical. The transcript has a single exon. Bases 1 to 507 code for a protein of 168 amino acids. The record is from RefSeq and is a predicted model, not a curated record. NCBI's taxonomy places the organism in Eukaryota, Pelagophyceae, Pelagomonadales, Pelagomonadaceae.
AUGGCCCGCACUGUUCUCGCUCUCGUCGCCCUCGCCGCCCUCGGCGCCGCCGUCGGGGCUCAAGUCUGCGACGACAUGCUCAAAUGCGAUCACGUCCACUCGGGCGGCAGCCGGGCGAGCGUCGCGGCCAACAAGGAGUGCAAGAAGCAGGCCGAAAAGGUCUGCCUCGCUGAGGCCAAGCAGAACCGCCUCGACUGCAUCGAAGCCUGCGAGGAGGAGUUCGAGGCGGUGCGCGAGCAGUGCCGCAUCGAGUGCAACGAUGUCGCCAACGCCGGCACGGGCGGCUUCUUCUCGCGCGUCUUCCCCUCGCGCGUGCAGAUCGCAGGGGCCGCGUUGCACCCCAGCCUCUGGUGCAUCCUCGCCGGCGCCGUCCUGCGCCUCUACGCGCUUGUCCUCCACUGGGGGGCGUUGGCCGCGCAGAUCCAGUUCUACGCCGGGUCGCUCAUGCUCCUCGGCGCGGUCCUCGCGGGCUUCGAGGCCGCCCAGGGCAACCCCCUCUGGGGCUGA